Cavia porcellus (domestic guinea pig) is the source of this 2769-nucleotide messenger RNA. RefSeq lists its product as uncharacterized. The record is from RefSeq and is a predicted model, not a curated record. The transcript is spliced from 6 exons. Bases 160 to 882 code for a protein of 240 amino acids. Lineage: Eukaryota; Metazoa; Chordata; Mammalia; Rodentia; Caviidae.
UCCCUGACUCUAUAUAAAGCCCAGAGGACUCCUUUCUCUUACUCCCAUUCUGGAAGCCUCCUUGGCUGUGGUGGAGUUUGCCUACAUCCACUGCUGGAAGUGACUUGUGGACACACAGGAGAGAAGGGAAAGAGAACCUCGUGGACAAGACCAAUAGCAAUGGACCCCCGCACUAUCUCAAUGGAAGAGGGGAAGCAGAUCUUAAAACGAUGUGGGAUUCCACAAUAUGAUAUUGAUAUGUUGACAGAGAAAUGGGAAGUUGAUGCUUCUGUGGAAGUUAUGCUGAGGUUUCCACUGAUGCCAGGGGAGGACCCUACAGCCCGCUGUGUGUCAAAUAAAAGCCAUCACCCUUUAGUGGUGCAGCAACACACAACCUCUGAGAGACUUGGAGAGCAAACCAAGAGGAGUAAAAAAUCCAACAAUCAGCCAAUCAGCAGGGCUGAACAGAAGCCCCAACCUAUGGAGCAGAGGCCAGGUCUUUAUGGUCCUCAGAAGAUUCAAGCACCUGAAAACAAGGACCUGAAGAAGCAGCUGAUGAGAUCUGUGAAGCCUAAGGUUCUUCCAACAGAGGGGGAGGGAACCAUGAUGCAACACAAGAGCUGUGGAGCUUUUGGGCAUAAGGAAAGAAACCAGAUAUGCCCUAUGAAGAGCUCCGGUGGGACCUUUCCUUUCUUGCCCUUGAGCUCCAACAAGGAGGAUAAGGAGAAUCUGAACCCAAAGAAUCCUCAGCAACUUCAGACUCAGGGACCCAUCAGUAACCCAGACAGAAGGAAGAAACACACUAAGAAACCUACUAGGUCACUGUCUUCCCAUGUCCCCAAGACCAGGUCAACUCUGAGUUGUGUUUCCACAUGGGAGGACAGACUUCACCAAGGCAAUUGAUGUGAGCUCAUUCAUCCCUGCACAUUCUUACAACAAAAGAUCUGAGAGGAGCAUCUGUGCACCAGAAAAAGAUUAGAAGUGAAUCACUCUAACUUUUCAAAUUUUCUUUCCAAGAACUUCUACCAAGACCCAAUUCUAUGCUCCAAGACAAACGGCUGUACAUUUGUUAGGUCCUCUGAUGAUGUUCCUCAGAGUUUUAAGAAGAAACUCACACCCUAGGUCAUGCCCUUCAUGUCCACACACAUAUCACAUAUCCACAUGUAAAAUCAAAGCACAUGUUAGCAUCUGUUAGGAAAAAGUGCAAUCAAGAUUUCCAGUGUCAGAACCCAGGGAUAAGGCUGUGUCUGGCUCCAGUGUGACACAUUCCAAGAAAGGAAGCCUCACCUAUCCAGCCUCCUAGCUGAAGGCACAUUUACCUCAGGAAGGACCUGUGAAGCUUCCUCCAUUGCCCAAAGGACCUAAAACUUAAAGUGCAGUGUCCAGUCCCAGGUCAGCCAUACUCGUGUUGCCUGGGCUCCUCUAGCCCCUGUAAUCAGGACUGUGUUCCAGUGCUACCUUACAGUCAAGGUCCAGCGAAACACAAGGAAACAGGCUCCAUGAAAUGUGACAAGGGCUGGAAAAAUUCCAACAAAUAAUGUUUUCCUCCUUUCCAUCUUACUGUGAAUCAUCCCCCUGAUGACCAGACUCCUCACAUAUUAAAUCUUGGCCAAGUUCCAGCUGUCCUGUAUGAAGACAAUCUUGUUUCUUCUUCAUCUGGGAACAGUGACUGGAGGGGUGAGAUCUCUCGGCAUCCAGCCUGCUGUCACUUGAUGUGAUCAAAAGACCAAGGAGUGUAAAGUGGCCAUCAACAACUAGGUCCUAUGCAUCAGUAAUUCCUGGGCUAUGGUGACUGUGAACUGGGGAACUCCUGAUAAAUUAGAGAUAAAGUAUUAAAAUUUUGUGAAUUAAGUUGCAUUUCAAAUAGGGCUUAAGAUUGUCUUGUAAAAUUCCUUGAAAUUUCCACAUAAUUGUAUGCUGCACUUGGUUAACAGAAGCCAUGAAAUAACCAUAAAAUAUAAAGAGAAAACUAUGAAAAUAAUCUUAUUCUUGAAAAACAUAUAACAUCUGGACAAUAAUGGGAAAUGGUCCAGCUGAACCAUAAGUGAGCAAAAAUCAGUGCAAGCCUAGUACAGAGGAGUGAUGUGACAGAAGGAGCCUGAGCAAAGUAGUGUUUAGUAAAAGCCUGCAUCAACAUAAGAAUGAAAGAGAUUUGAAGAUAUAUUUCAGUGUAAAGGGCUGUGACUUUGUUCCUGUCAAUGGCAAUCAACCAAUCAAGCAACAAUCAAAGAUACAUGUAUUAUCAGCAGAGCUGAGAACUCUGCAUGUUUUUAAGAGCUUUUUGUGGGGAAUCUAAAAGUUUUACUCUGUGAGAAUGUUUUAAAUAUUCUGCCCUAAAAAAUUUGCAGAAAUGAGGAAAAUUGUUCAGGUAUUUUUUUUGGUGAAUUUAAUCAAGAACUUAUGCAUUUCAGUUCUAUACCCGAAUUUAGAGAAAGGCAAUGACUCAAUUUAUUUAAAGAAUGUCAUUUAAUACUUAAUUUCACUGGGAUAAGUGUAUAUCAGCUUAUCUUGGCAUAGUGACAGCAAUGUUCUUGAGGUUGCAGUUAUUGCUAGCGUGAAAUGGAUUAUGUAAUGUUCUUCAAUAUUUAUGCUGCACAGCUCACAAUAUGUAAGUCCUUGUCAUUGUAAUACCACAAGGAAGUAGUAGCUAUCUAAUUUUUAAAUUGAAUUCAAACAAUAAAGGGAUACACAUUUAGCAUUUUAUCAUUUUAAUUUAAAUGUUAUUAAUAUUUAAUUUGAAUGUUAUUAUAAAAUUAUAUUGGAUUAAUUUAUUUCAAUAUGAAUAAAAUU